Messenger RNA from Chelonus insularis, 1252 nucleotides. Its product is annotated as pro-resilin-like. Bases 28 to 894 code for a protein of 288 amino acids. The transcript is spliced from 4 exons. Lineage: Eukaryota; Metazoa; Arthropoda; Insecta; Hymenoptera; Braconidae. Gene Ontology annotation, cellular component: extracellular matrix. The record is from RefSeq and is a predicted model, not a curated record.
UUCUUCAAGAUUUCCUGAUAGAGCGAUAUGACUCAUAUCCAGAUUAUCAAUAUUUUAUUGGCGCUGUACUGCGUCAAGUAUUCAGUCUUGGCUGGAUUGUUACCAGAAGGUAACAACGGUUAUCAAUAUAACAGACCGAGUGGGGGAGCUUUUAGUUCAUCCAAUGUUGAUCCUAAUAGACGAGGCUACCCUGUUGAUACGCCUGAACGAUUUGGUUUGAAUCCCAUCACUACUCCUGGUGCCAAUGUAUAUGACUUUGGAGGCAGACCUACAACUUCGUAUGGAGCUCCUGGCUUCGGAGGUUUUGGAAGUGAUAUCGGGUUCUCUAGAAGACCGGUUGGUGCGUUUAAUGUUCCUGGUGGAUACAAUACCAUUGGAAAUUAUCAGGGUAGAAAUGGUGUACUUGAUUACAACGGAAUCAGUGAUGCUUAUCGUAAUCCUUUUAAUAUAGAAGAUAAUAGACCACGGCCAUACAGCUUCCAAUACGAGGUACGGGAUCCACCGAGUGGUAAUGACUAUGGCCAGCAGGAAACCAGUGAUGGAAAUGUGGUUCAAGGAGAAUAUCGAGUUCUUUUACCAGACUCGAGAACACAAAUCGUAAAAUAUACUGCAGACAAUGUGAACGGGUACAAUGCUGAUGUUCAGUACGAGGGUCAGGCACAAUUUCCAAGACCUGGUGCUGCCUCAGGCUAUCAAUUUCCUGGUACAUCCGAGACUCCUUAUCAACCUAGCUUUGGUCUUAUACCCUAUCAAGGUAGAGGCAACUAUAACGGACCAAGUGGAGGAGGAUUCACUCCUCGAAGUAACAGCAUCUUUGGUAGUGGCGGCGGCGUUGGUGUAGGUACUGGUCCUGGUAAUCAAUACUUACCUCCCGGCGGUGGAUAUGGCAAAUGAUCGCAAGCAAUACUCUUAUCACAUUUUAAUUUUUUUUAUUCCUCUUCGACUGCCACUCAUCUUCAUGUUCUUGUUAUUUAUCGUAAAGAUGAAUUUGCAGAAUGUUAAUCAUGCUGUUGGUUCUUUCUUUAUCUAGUAAAAUACCUAUUUCUACAUAAAUUAAAACACUAUAUUAUUUGAUUAAAUAUAAUUAUGUUAUGAUUUUAUCUAUAAAGCUUUAAAAAUUAUACUAAUUGUGUAUGCAACAUGUAGAUGUGUUUUAUAUCAUGUUGAUGACUCUCAAUCAAAGAUUUGCAUUAUCUGUAUAUUUUAUACUAAUAAUACUUUAAAUAAAAUUUCCUCAAUGACUUAUCAUCUA